AUGAUGGCACAAUAUUUCCAGUCUGAAUUCUACCAACAAUCACCAUCAACGUUAGAUGUGACACCGGAAGACGACGAGAUGAGCGUGUUGGACGACAAGAUCUUGGACCCAAGCUCCGAAGACCUUUCCAACCGCCGCGCCUCCUACGACGCUCCACCAGCCUACUCACAUCGCGAUUCCGUCUGGUCCAACUACUCAAAUACCUCCGGCCAGUCACAGUCAAAUUCGCAUUCGCAAGUCGGACACGCCAUGCUAAAUUCAACGGGUGCCUCGUUCAUCCCCGUCGAUGGCCCGCAGUUAUCUUCCUACCCCCAGGCAUCGUGGUCAAUGCCGCGCACAGAUUCAGGCUCAUGCACCCCGACCGUCAACUAUGAUAACUAUGCUGCCAAUGGAGACCAGAGUGCCAUCACUCCGUUCUCUGGCGGUGCGGUUGGACCCGUUGGCGCUAUGCCCGUAAACUCCAUGUCGUACCGCGGUAGCAUGGCCUUUGCGACUCCCGGAAGCGUCGCCAUGUCACCGCAAUCAAGCCAGGGCUGGAUGCCGGCGCCGAUGGACAUGGCUGAGGCAGAAAUGCACUCAAGAAAGAGCCCAAACUACCGGGUUGCUUUGCCGGCGCAUCGGGGGGAUGGGGUUCGGAAGAGGAAUUCCCGCAUUCCAAUCUCCCCCGAACUGAACUUGGACAACAUCGAUGAGGCGAUCAGGAAUUGCACCGACGAGGAGGAGAAAAAGAACCUCAAGGCUAUCAAACGACUACUGCGGAAUCGUUGUGCAGCGCUGCAUUCUCGGCAACGCAAGAAAAAGGAAGCCGAGGGCCACGUCGAGAAGAUCAAGGAACUGGAAGCAACGAUCAGCGAACUGAACGCAAGGAUCAAGCAACUGGACGCAAUGAUCGAGGCACUCAGAGAGGAAAUCCAGAACAUGCAGAGGGCAAGGGAAAACCUGGAGUACGAGAAUCGCCAGUUGAUUGACUACAACAUGCAGCUGGCAGAGCACAUCCAACGUCAGGACAUCGAGAAAGAUGAAAUUAUCAUCACACAUACGCGAGAGACAGCCAAUCUUUUAAAAAGAAACAGACAUCUGGAGGAGAGAAUUAAACAGCUUGAGCACGGCGCCAAGCUCGCUCAAGAAAGCCAGCCCGGCGACUUCACCAGCUUCGAGAACCCCAUGGAAAACCCCUCAUGGGACGGCUUCUCAAUGGCUGGACCUCCCUUGCAACCAGAUGGUAUCCAAACUCCCCGUUCUCAGGUUAGCCAGCAGGUCAAGGUCCCGGAGAAAUCCAACAACGGAUCAGACCUGCCGGUCAACUGGAAUGCCUUCUGCAUGUUCCUACUUCUGGGUGCCUUCUGCGCCUCAAACAGUACUUCCCUACUGGGCCGCUCCCUGCCCCAACUCUCUGAAGAGUACCGGGCCGAGUCAGCCAACGUGCUAAAAGCAGUACUAGCCUCGUCAUCCGGUCACGAGAUCACCCACCAACACUCCAUCAACCAUGGGACAACAACCGGACCUUCGCCGGCAACUAUCAGCGGCAUAGAGAUGGCGCAGAUGACCUCUGCACAACCCCUGCCAUCAAACUUAGACCAGCUGCACAACACGCUCGUGAUGCCGACAGAGGAGCAGGAGCGUGAUCAGGCUUUCUCGAUAAACGUCGACCAGUAUAACUCCCUGACGACGUUCGAGGAUCACAGCGGGGACUUCAAGUCACAGAAGCCAUCUACUCUGCAGCAGGCGUUUGCUGCGAUGCGCGAUACCACCGCGCAGCGGACUCGCAUGCACUCCGCUCUAUCUUCGGGUGUGCAUUCUCGAUCAUUGAUGUGGGACUGUGUGCCUGAGAAGGUUGUUCAGGACUUCCAACGUAUGGUGAAUAGUCAUGAUUACGAUACUUCCGUCAAGGUGGAGGGUAUUUUCUAUCCUUGA
Messenger RNA from Penicillium concentricum, 1914 nucleotides. Its product is annotated as putative bZIP transcription factor. Gene Ontology annotation, molecular function: DNA-binding transcription factor activity. Gene Ontology annotation, biological process: regulation of DNA-templated transcription. The transcript is spliced from 2 exons. The coding region runs from base 1 to 1914 and encodes 637 amino acids. The record is from RefSeq and is a predicted model, not a curated record. NCBI's taxonomy places the organism in Eukaryota, Fungi, Ascomycota, Eurotiomycetes, Eurotiales, Aspergillaceae.